Molecule: messenger RNA, 642 nt
Organism: Cimex lectularius (bed bug)
Lineage: Eukaryota; Metazoa; Arthropoda; Insecta; Hemiptera; Cimicidae
Exons: 3
Coding region: 202-618 (138 amino acids)
Source: RefSeq, a predicted model, not a curated record
AUAUUUAUAACAAUAAAAACUUUUUUAAAUUAAUAUUUAUUAAUAAUAUAGUACUUGUAUUUUAUAAAAAUCAUAACAUUGAACUCGCUAAGCAUUGUUUCCCAAUGCUGUAUUUAUUUUUUUGACGUAUUAUAAUAUAAUUAAAAAUGAAAAAAUCUUAUGAAUUAUGACGGUUGAAUUUAAUAAAUCAAGCGUAACGUUAUGGUGUUAAACUGCGUAAUUUUUUUUUUUUUUUUUUUUUUAAUUAGUUAUGAGAUGAUGCUGGUACUAGCCAUGAUGUUACCUCCUUGGCUGUUCCAAGUGGGACUCGGUGAGAAAGAAGGUUGCAAUGGGGUUAUCCACUUGAAUGUCUGGGGGAGGGGCGACUGGUACGCCCAGUAUGCUUAUUGCAGAUCGAUGGGUAUGCAGCUGGGACGUCUCGGUCCGGACGAGGUCACUAAAACAUCCGAAGAAAUAAAAAAACUUGUGCAAAAGGACGAGCCAUUCUUCCUCUCCGGCAACGCGGACGUGGACGCGUUCUCGGUCGAAGGGCAGGGAUGCGCUGUACUCGAGAAAGGAAAGACGGCGCUGAGACCGUGCUUCACGCCUGCUUUCGCCGUCUGCCAAUUCGUCUCUUGAAUCUUGUCAACUUUAAAAAAUAAA